CUCUCUCUCUCUCAGCGGCAGCAGCAGCAGCAGGAGGCGGUGGACUCGGUUCCGUGCAGCCCGGCCGGUUCAGGUUGCGCUGCAGGGGGUGGGACUUUGCUUGUGCAGAUCUGGGCUGAGCUGCAGCAGGGAAAUGCAUCAGGCAGCAGGAGCGGACCUCUGAGUUUAUUGGAAGAUACCCAGGGCCUCCUCCUCUUCCUCCUCCUCCUCCUCCUCCUCAUGCCGAUGCGCUGAUAAAGAAGAGGAGUGAACGCUGUUUCUCUACCUCCUCCUCCUCCUCCUCCUACCCCCCGGGGGGCAAAUAAACAAGAACGCCACCGGAGUCGCUGGAUGGAGAGAGGCGCCUGAAGACGGGAGAGCGGUGGAGUUUCUCUCCUCCUCCUCCUCCCCCUCCUCUCUACUGCACCAAAAGAAAAUCCCGGCUGUUUUGUUUCAGUGGCUUGCUGGGUCCAUGUUGCUGUGCUCGCACACUGCCUGCUCCUCCGUCUCGAACUGGCGACGGAUGUCAGAAGGCGUUAGGCUCUCACGGCGUUUCUCUCCUGUGUCCUCUGACACUUUAACAGCUAUUCAGAGGGAAGCGAAGCGAUAUAGAUCGACAGGUUGUGAAGGGGAGUCAGUUUAUCAAGUUUCCAGUACAACUGAUGGUUGGGUGAGACACCAUGUCCUCGGCAGAAAGUGAGGAUUUAACCGGCUACCAUUUAAGCGUGGUGCGCAACCCACCAGGCUGGGAGGUGGGCAUUUACCUGGUGGGCUUCUUUGUGCUGCUUUGUGCAGCUGGACUAAACAUCUGGAAGCUGUGGAAAUCUGGAACCUUCCCCGCCCCUUCACCCUUCCCCAAUUUUGACUACAGAUAUCUGCAAGAAAAAUAUGGAACAUCUUUCUCAGAAGUCAGACAAAAGAGAGUGGCAGCCAACAACCACCGGCGCACCUCCACCACCUCCAGUCGUAAACCCAGCCUGGCCCUGGGCGACACCCCCGAUGCAUUCAGGGAGCUGGGCCACCUGGAGCUGAUGAGCAGGGAGCUUGACCCAACAGGCAUGGCCCAGCUCAACCGCUCCAUCUCCACCGACUCGCUCAGCUCCAUUUCCUCCAUCGCAAACAACUUUGGCCAUGACUUCACGGUCGGCCAGCUAGAAGUGACCUUGGAGUUCGAUGCCUCUCGGCAGCUGCUUCAUAUCACCCUGCACCAGGGAAAAGACUUGCUGGAGAAGGAGGAAGGGGACUUCCCUGGUUGCUUCAUCAGAGUGUCGUUGGGUCCAGAGGAGUUUAACGUGGGGGUCACAAGGGUCCAGACGAACGCCUUCACCGUCAUCUUUGAUGAGCGUUUCUCCGUCCCCAUGGACCCGUCCGCCCUCGAUGAGUACAGCCUGCGCUUCGCCGCUUUCGGCAUCGAUGCAGAUGAAAGGAACAUCAGUGCAGGCCUGGCAGAUCUGAAGCUGUCAGACCUGGACCUGACCAUCAGACCAUUCAACGCCUGGCUCUACCUUCAGGACGUCAAUAAGGCUGUGGAUGCAGUGGGGGAGAUAUUGCUGUCUCUCAGCUAUUUACCAACAGCAGAGCGCCUCACUGUGGUCGUGGCAAAGUGCAAGAAUCUGAUUUGGACCAAUGAGAAGAACACAGCAGAUCCGUUUGUCAAAGUGUAUCUCCUGCAAGAUGGCAGAAAGAUCAGCAAGAAGAAAACCUCCACGAAGCGAGAUGACACGAACCCGAUCUUCAACGAAGCCAUGAUCUUCUCCGUGCCGUCCGCCGUCCUGCAGGAGCUCUCCCUCAGGGUCACAGUGGCAGAGGCCACUGACGACGGGCGGGGCGAAAACCUCGGCCAUGUGAUCAUCGGCCCUGAGGCCAGCGGGAUGGGCAUCACCCACUGGAACCAGAUGCUGGCCACUCUGAGGAAGCCCGUGUCCAUGUGGCAUCCGCUACGCAGGAUCUAGCCCCGCCCCCCCUUUCCGGCACAUGUGCACACCCUUACCUUCCCCGUGGAAAUUCCUCGUCGUGUUCUUUCGGACUCUUGUUUGGUGCCGUAUUAGGAUCUGUUAUAAUGUUAUAGUUAGAUUUUAGAUUUGUGAGCGGUUUUAUUGGUACCAUACUGAAAUUAAAACCACAUCUUGAAGAGGUGGGUAUGAGUCAGAAAAAAAAGCUACAUUUGAUUUUAUAUUAUAUGUUUCAUUUCUUUAGUUAUAGACUUCUAACCUGUGGUAUUCAGUCAGCUUUAUUAUAAACUGGAUUCUUGCUUCCUUGACUUUCGCGUUAAUUGGUUCGAAACCAAACUUUUUUUCUCUAUUAACGACAAGAGGUGACAUGUACAUGUAAACCUUUUUUUUCCCUCUCUCCCACAACUCUGGAAGAAAAGUUUCUCUUUACGGUUUAGGUCGAGGCUUUAGGUAAGAAAAUUCCCUGUACUUGCAUGGUGCCUACUCUGGUUGUAGCCUCUCUUAGCUGUGUUGAGAACGACCGACCGGGCCCAGGCCUGAUGUCGCUCCUUUUUCAGGAAAACCAAUCGUUUUUCAUUGAUUGCGCCUUAUUGGUUUAUUAUUUAUUUACAUCGUGGGUUUCGAGCUGUAUCAAAUUUGCUUGUGUGUCUUGUUAAGAGUGAGACUGAUUUUUUUUUUUUUUUUUUUUUAGUAUCUGUUGUACAUUUGAAAAAUAUCCAGGUACUUUUAUCCAGGUGAAAUAAUUGUAAUCUGUAGCAGUUGUUUCAGGGUGGCCAAAUAUUAACGUCAUGCUCUUUUUAAUGCAAUAAGCAGAUUUAACUUCGUAACUCUCUCUCCACAUUGCCAUUUUUUCUUCUAGAUUCUGUGAUUCGAAUGAAGUUUGUUCCUAGUCCAUUAAAACAUGUUAAACUCAUUCAGAAAAAUAUUACCAUAUGUCAUUACUAACCAGUUAGCUAUAAAAGAAACACCUCUGGAAAUUGAGCUUCUGAUGCAAAGUGUACUAACCUUUUAUAUGAGUUCAUUUUAUGUUAUAGAAAACACUUUGAGGUUUUAUAUUUGAUGGUUUGCUCUCGUCAGAUGCAGUUUAGCCGUCUUUGGCGACACUUGGCAGCGUAGCUAAAAUGAGAACAGUGUGACUAGAGUCUCGGAAUGUCAAGGUGGCUUUUUAUCUAUCUGAGAAAUUCUCUGGAAAAUUGCGCAAUUGUAUUGUAUUGUAACUUUCAACUGUGUAGAGAAUUAACCCUUAACGCAUAAACAGCCCCAAGCAUAACUUGUCAUUUUUUUUCCAAGUAGAACUGCAUUUUACUCCUCACUUUGCAAAUCAGUCCAAAAAUAACACACUUGUGGAAAUAUAUUUAAAAAAAAAAUACAUUUCCUCUGUGCCAAAUAAUGAAGCAAUAUUGUCAUUCAUUGUCACAGUUUGCAUUCAACAAAGCUGUAGCCUUCAUUCGGCCAUGCAUGAAGUUCCUCGGCCCUUGAUGUGAAUGUGCCUCAAGAAUACAGUGUAUAGCGUGAAUGCUGUUUCAAAUAAAAAAGCAAUUCAAUAAGAA
Messenger RNA from Fundulus heteroclitus (mummichog), 3481 nucleotides. It is a transcript of the gene syt12, whose product is annotated as synaptotagmin XII. NCBI's taxonomy places the organism in Eukaryota, Metazoa, Chordata, Actinopteri, Cyprinodontiformes, Fundulidae. The transcript is spliced from 9 exons. Gene Ontology annotation, molecular function: calcium ion binding; phosphatidylserine binding; SNARE binding. Gene Ontology annotation, biological process: regulation of dopamine secretion; calcium-ion regulated exocytosis; regulation of calcium ion-dependent exocytosis. The record is from RefSeq and is a predicted model, not a curated record. The coding region runs from base 660 to 1931 and encodes 423 amino acids.